UACUGGGUUCUAGAUGACACAGUCUUUCUACCUUAAAAUGACUCCCCUUCACCUAACUAUGCACUCAUAUAUAUAACCUCACCCCUCUUCACCUUUUGCUCAAUUCCUCCACCUUGGUACAUUUCUCUCUUGUUAUUCAAAACCAAGCCACAAACACAUACACACUGGAACAAUGACACCCAAAUACCUCUUCCAAUUCUUCUUUUUCGUGAUCUUCAACUUCCAUUCAGGCAUAGUUUCUGCUCAAUCUCCAGCAGUUGCUCCGGCGCCAUCAGGCACCAAUGUGACUGCGGUGCUUGAAAAGGCCGGUCAAUUCACUACAUUCAUCAAGCUUCUGAAAAGUACAAAGACAUCCGACCAAAUCAACACCCAGCUGAGCACAUCAAACCAAGGCAUCACCAUCUUCGCACCAACUGACAAUGCCUUUGCAUCCCUCAAAGCAGGCACACUAAACUCCAUUUCAGAACAACAAAAGCUCCAGCUACUCCAGUUCCAUAUCCUCCCCACGUACUAUAGUACCUCACAGUUCCAAACAGCCACCAAUCCUUUACAUACACAAGCCGGGAAUAGCGAUGAUGGACAGUUCCCACUCAAUGUGACCACAUCAGGCACCCAAGUGAACAUAACAACUGGGGUUGUCACUGCCUCAGUGGCUAAUACCAUAUUCACAGACAACCAGCUAGCUGUGUAUCAGGUGGACCAGGUGCUCCUUCCCUUGGCAAUUUUCGGCUCACCAGCGCCCGCUUCAGCGCCAGCUGCUACCAAAAAGAGUGUCAAAGGUUCUGAUGCUCCUGUCGCAGGGUCGUCGUCCGAUGACAGUCCUGCCGAUGCUUCUACUGCUGCAGGGCUGAAGCACCAGACAGUGAAAGCAGUGUCCCUGGGAUUAGCAAUGCUUACAGCAUUCUUGUUGUGAUGAGAUUUUGAGCUGAACAACUGUAAUCAUUUGAACUUUUGAUUUGUUUUCGGUUGUUUCCUUUGCCUAUUUAUGCUAAGAAUUUUGUACUGCUGCUAUUAUUUGAACUCCAUGGCCCAUUGUUCUUUUGAAUAACAUUCAGAUAGUACCUUCUGCAAUGAAACUCAUCCUCAUUCACUAACAGUGCAGUGACAAAUUUUCCUGAAACAAAAGUUUCACUACGGAUUUUGGUCACAAAAAUUUGAAACAUGGGACGAUUCCUAGACCGCAAAAUGAGGCUGUUCCGACCAUUCUGCUAUACAAAUCAAUUUUCCCAGAAAAUAAAACAUAUCAGCUGUGUUAAAGUUUCUAAUUAUCUGUGAUGAAAACGCCUUGCACAUGUAUAUGUUUCUGUAUAGAAAAUUCAACUGAUUCAUUUGCUAAUCGGAACCAAUCUGAACAUACGAGGGUACAUUCAACAUAUACAGAAAUGGACCCAAAUCCAUUUCGUUUGAUGAACUAAUAGAAUUUCCAGACUCGAGCAUUGUAUGGAUCAUUGUCCAUGUACACCUGUUAGCGGAUAUUGGCUCGGGGGCUUCCAUUGAAUGACACAAUUUAUACCACUUUUGUUAGCUCAAGCAUCUGGACAGAAGGAAGCUAUUCUUCAGUUAAAAGAAAAUCAAAACUGGAAAUCAAAUCCACCAGGAAAGCCUCCACCAAACCCUCCGCCGCCGCCACCAGGAAAGC
Argentina anserina (silverweed cinquefoil) is the source of this 1639-nucleotide messenger RNA. RefSeq names its product fasciclin-like arabinogalactan protein 11. The record is from RefSeq and is a predicted model, not a curated record. Bases 173 to 913 code for a protein of 246 amino acids. Gene Ontology annotation, cellular component: plasma membrane. Gene Ontology annotation, biological process: plant-type secondary cell wall biogenesis. Lineage: Eukaryota; Viridiplantae; Streptophyta; Magnoliopsida; Rosales; Rosaceae. The transcript has a single exon.